Molecule: messenger RNA, 740 nt
Organism: Arabidopsis arenosa
Lineage: Eukaryota; Viridiplantae; Streptophyta; Magnoliopsida; Brassicales; Brassicaceae
Source: the annotation of a GenBank genome assembly
UUGGUCGUCGUUUUGUGAUCAAUUUAUGAACCAAUAUCAUAGUUACAAGUAUUUCGAUGACGACGACAACGACGACGACGACGACGGCGACGGCGACGGCGACGGCGACGGCGACGGCGACGGCGGCGGCGGCGGCGACGACGAUGACGGCGGCGACGACGACGACGGCGGCGGCGGCGGCGACGACGAUGACGGCGACGACGACGACGAUGACGGUGAUGGUGAUGAUGAUGGUGGUGCGCGUGGGGUUAACACGCUUCUCCCUCCUCUCUCUUCCUCUCUGCUUGUAGAUCUAGAUCUUCUCUCCAGUUUUGCCUCUCAGGUGUGCUCCUCCGGCGCCGGAGAGGGCUUGUUCUCUUUACUUUCUGUUGUAGUUCUUCUCUCCCUCCUUCGUCUCCGUCUUCCGUCGAGAUUAGCUGUUUUUGGACGCGUCUAUCCGCCUAUUCCGGCGCUUCAUGGUGGUGGUUGUCGGAUUGAAGCUGAUGCGUGGCGCAAGGAGACUCUCGGCUUGCUGGUUGGAUUCGUCUAGGUUCUUAGUUUGAGGACGGCUUUGUAACCGGUUUGUUUCUGACAGCUUUUUUUUUUUGGCCGAUUCUCCUUCACGUAUUGGACCUCUUCUCUGGCAAGGGUUGUGGCUUUGUUGCGGUGCCUAGAUAGGUUUGCUCUUCUCCUUAUCGGCGGGUUAUCUUCUCAGAUUGGGAUUCACGGUGGUGCUCCGCCGCAGCCUUCCAGAUGUUGUU